CCACUUUUACAUGUGCACAACUACUUGCAAUGAGCAGGAGUGCAGGAGCAUAUUCUUCUAUGGCAGGCAUUCACAAAGACUCCAACACCAGCCGGCGCCGGCCGCCGUCGCAAAAACAACGGAACCUCCAAACCCGACGCGUCAUCGCCUCUCUGAUUUAACCAGGAGUGGUGCAGCGUCAUAGUCAUGCAUAGAGUAGUCGAGCGCGUAGGGUGCAGCCGCUAGCGCAUGCAUGCCUCUUCCGUCCUCGGCGAUGGCGGAGGAGCACGCCGGCGGCCAGCAUGACCAGCAAGUGUCGGCCGAGAGGCGAGCACGGCAGAAGCUGCUGUUCGCCGUCCCGAUCAUCCCGAUCGUCAUGUUCAUCGUCGCGCCGUGCGCGCUCUUCUUGUUCACGGCCGACCUGGCGCUCCCACGCAUCCGCAUCGAGUACGCCCGCCGCGACGGCGACCGGGACGCUCCGGCCAGUGCGCUAGCGACGGCGGUGGCGGCUGUUCCCAGCGAGGAGCAACAGCAGCUCCCGCCGCUGCGCCAGCUGACCGACCGGCCCUACUCGCUCGGCCCGAACGUGUCCGACUACGACGCCCGCAGAGCGGCUUGGCUCGCGGCGCACCCUCGGUUCCCGGCCUUGGUCGCGCCGGGGCGGCCUCGGGUGCUCGUGGUCACCGGCUCGUCGCCGCGCCGGUGCAAGGACCCGGAGGGCGACCACGUGCUCCUCCGGGCAUUCAAGAACAAGGCGGACUACUGCCGCGUCCACGGCUUCGACAUCUUCUACAGCAACGCGGUGCUGGACGCCGAGAUGAACGGGUUCUGGACGAAGCUGCCGCUGCUGCGCGCGCUGAUGGUGGCGCACCCGGAGGUGGAGCUCCUCUGGUGGGUGGACUCGGACGUGGUGUUCACGGACAUGCUGUUCGAGCCGCCGUGGGGCAAGUACGCGCGGCACAACCUGCUGCUCCACGGCUGGGACGACGUGGUGUACGGCGCCAAGAACUGGCUAGGCACCAACGCCGGCAGCUUCGUGAUCCGCAACUGCCAGUGGUCGCUGGACCUCCUGGACGCGUGGGCGCGCAUGGGGCCGCGCGGCCCGGUGCGCGACAGGUACGGGAAGGUCUUCGCGGAGGCGCUGUCCAACCGGGGGGCCUACGAGGCCGACGACCAGUCGGCGCUGGUGUACCUGUUGGUGACGGAGCGCGGCAGGUGGGGCGGCAAGGUGUUCCUGGAGAGCUCCUACCUCCUGCACGGGUUCUGGGAGGGGAUCGUGGACCGGUACGAGGAGAUGCGGAGCAAGGGGCGGCCGGGGCUCGGCGACAACCGGUGGCCGCUCGUGACGCACUUCGUCGGGUGCAAGCCGUGCGGGGAGCAGAGCGCGAGCUACGGGGCCGUGCGGUGCCGUCAGGGCAUGGAGCGCGCGCUCAACUUCGCCGACGACCAGAUACUCGGCCUCUACGGGUUCCAGCACGAGUCGCUCAACACCACGGCCGUGCGGCGCGUCAGGAACGACACCGGGCGGCCGCUGGACGCCGACGACGAGCAGAUCGGCCGCCUCCUGCACCCAGAGUUCAGGGCCGCCAAGCCCUAG
This is a messenger RNA of Aegilops tauschii subsp. strangulata, 1576 nucleotides long. Its product is annotated as probable glycosyltransferase 4. NCBI's taxonomy places the organism in Eukaryota, Viridiplantae, Streptophyta, Magnoliopsida, Poales, Poaceae. Gene Ontology annotation, molecular function: hexosyltransferase activity; UDP-xylosyltransferase activity; xyloglucan 6-xylosyltransferase activity. Gene Ontology annotation, cellular component: trans-Golgi network; membrane; endosome. The record is from RefSeq and is a predicted model, not a curated record. Gene Ontology annotation, biological process: xyloglucan biosynthetic process.